UUUUUCAAACUUUUAACAAAAAAUGCUUCGGCGGCGGACAAUUUCAGCAUUAAUUCAGAUCGUCCUUAUCACUAGUCUCAUAUGCCUAUUCUAUAUUGUUUCGCAGUCUCAUCUAAAUUUCAAACCAAAUUUAAAACUUGAAUUUCGGAACUUCUCGGAGCCCCAUAGGCAGGCCCAUUUAUUUGACAACUACUGUAAAUUUGCUUGGACAGAUCCAAUGGAUUCAACUUUGAAGAAACGAUUGAAAUUCCCGAAACAUGCGAGCUGUGAAAAGUAUAACAUCGAUCUUUUCAAACGAUACCCAGCUACUGGAGAGUUCUCAAUGAAGUUAAAAAGUUACAAAAAUAACUUGGAAUGUGUUGCUCAAGUGCUCAAAGGUGGACUACGGCCGGAAGCUCAUACUUUUAAACUUGGAAGAACACAAAAUUUCAGUCCAAAACUAAACAAGCGAUUUUGGAUCAAUGCUGACAAUUUUCUUAUUACAUGUUUCUCCAAACAACUAGUGAUCUAUCGAAAGCAAUUCAUGGGACUGAAUAUGCAAGAAAAGUUACCUCUAGUUGUGGAUGGAUCAUUUGUAAUACCUGAACCUGAUUAUACUUUUCACGGCGAAAAAUCAACAAGAUUCUCUAUUUCAAUUCUAGGAUUAGAUUCAACAUCCCGAGCUCAAUUCGGGAGGAAUAUGAAAAAGACCAGUGGCCUCUUGGAUCGUCUGGGAAGUGUUGUGUUUAAUGCCUAUAAUAAGGUCGGCGAUAACAGCGCAGUAAACAUGCUUCCCAUUUUUGCCAACGAACUCCAGGAAACCGAAAGCAUGUCCUUAAUCGACGAGACAGGAGACGUAAAUAUUAACAAAAUCCUACCUUCAAAAACUCCAUUAAACCCGGAUACAAUUCAAUGGAUAUGGAAACAGCUGCCACCAGAAUACAUAACAAUGUACAACGACGAUAUUAUGCACACGUCACGGGGACUUUUUCAUUAUCCACCUGAUAAUUUUCUGGGUGGAUUUUCGAAACCACCUGCAAAGUUCUAUUAUCGUCCUUACUACAACCAUUUGUACACUCAAAUGAAUAAUUGGUGGAGAAAAUGUUUGGAUGGACAGUUGUUAGCGGAAGUGUUCAUUGACUCGUGGUUUCGAUUCGAACGAGUUUUUGGAAAACUUCCGCAUUUUGGAUUUACAUUUAUAUCGAGUUUGACCCAUGAUGACCCGAAUAACCUAAAUCUACUGGAUAAUACGUUGUAUCACAGAUUGGAAUAUUUAAAUUUAAUUUUCAAAAAAUAAUUCCGAAAUUCCCUGAAAUCUUUCAGAAAACAGGAAGUUUGGAAAACACAAUUCUAAUUAUUCUUGGUGAUCAUGGAAAUCGGGUUCAUCCGCUGAAUAGGUAUACAUUUGCUGGAAAAAUAGAAGAACGAGCUCCACUUCUGAACAUAUUAGUUCCUCCAAGGUUUCGAAAGUUGUUUCCGGAGAAGUUUCAGAACUUGAGAGAAAAUUCACAGAAAUUUGUUUCAAACUUUCACUUACACUCAACGUUGAAAUUUCUCAUUAGCCUUUCCAAAAACUUGGAUAGUUCGAAAAGAAGCAAGAACCUUUUUGAAGUUCAACCAACUAAUGCUACAUGUCAAGAUAAUGGUGUAAUCAGUAAUCAUUGUCUUUGUAUGGUUGAUGCUUCUCAAGAUAUCCGAAAGCUUCCAAAUUCUGAAUUACUCCAAGAUGUAUUGAAAUCUUAUAUGGAUGAUUUCAAAGAUUGUUUUGAUAUAACUACAAUCAAAUGUGGAAACGUGACGGAAAUGAUAAUGCCAAACAAUUAUGUCCAAGUGUGGGCUAGAACAAAAAUCAGUGAUAGCGAAGUAAUACGAAAAAAGGAAAAAGGAAGUGCUGUUAUCUACCCAUACCUCGAAUGUCAGUUAGAAUCCAAAAAUGGAGAUUCUGUAGAACUGUUAUCACAAUUUCGUCUAAUUCAAGCCACUCAAGAAGUAACAAUUGCCUACCCUCCACGACUCAAAACCACUUCUCCGAGCCAAUGCGGGCAUUUCUCAUUUUCAACGGAUUAUUGUAAAUGUGUCGAUCUCCAGCUAGCGGUGUAACAAUAUUUAUGCAUUAUAGAUUUGAGAAUUUGACUAAUAAAUAAUAUAAAU
Caenorhabditis elegans is the source of this 2130-nucleotide messenger RNA. It is a transcript of the gene M03F8.5, whose product is annotated as Glycosyltransferase family 92 protein. The transcript is spliced from 10 exons. Lineage: Eukaryota; Metazoa; Nematoda; Chromadorea; Rhabditida; Rhabditidae. Bases 23 to 1276 code for a protein of 417 amino acids. The record is from RefSeq and is marked reviewed.